AUGGGUCUCACGCCCAUAGGAAAACUUAUAGAGGCUUCUUUCUGGCACUCGUUGUGGUUUCCUGAGGAUGUCCUCCAAUGCAAGAUCUCUAGAACUAAGCAGAAAAAGAAGAACAGUUUUAGAUGGAAAGCACCAAGCUUCGGAAACCUGAAAUUUAAUGUUGAUGCUACUUGGAUUUCUGAAUCUUUACCAUCUACUUAUGCGUUUAUUUCGAGAAAUGGAACAAGAGAUUGUGAAGGAGGAAAGGUAGGACUUCCAGCAGGUCUUGACCCACAAGAAGCAGAAGCUAUAGGAGUCUGGCAAACGAAAGUUUGGGCCAAAGAGAAGCAGAUAAAGAACUUCGGUAUUGAGGGUGAUUGCGAAAGUCUUUUUAACUACAUCAACGGUCAGAAUGCAGAUGUAUCUUUGACAACUAAAGCUUAUAUACAAGAAGCUCAUAUAUUAGCUCAUCUUUGCAACAACUGUUUGGGUUUUGUCUUUGUUCCUAGACUAGGAAAUCAAGUGGCAGAUAACAUAGCCGAAUUUGCUAAAAAUGUAAACAACUGUUUCAAAUGGGAUAAAAUCCCACCUAUUAGUAGUAGAAAACAAUUCUUAGUAGAUAAUUCUAAUAUUGAGAGCUCCUCAAAUCUCAUGUUGGAUGGCUCUACUUCUUUUGUAACCUCGACUCUUUCAGAGUCCUAG
Papaver somniferum (opium poppy) is the source of this 681-nucleotide messenger RNA. RefSeq lists its product as uncharacterized. The transcript has 2 exons. The coding region runs from base 1 to 681 and encodes 226 amino acids. NCBI's taxonomy places the organism in Eukaryota, Viridiplantae, Streptophyta, Magnoliopsida, Ranunculales, Papaveraceae. The record is from RefSeq and is a predicted model, not a curated record. Gene Ontology annotation, molecular function: RNA-DNA hybrid ribonuclease activity; nucleic acid binding.